This is a messenger RNA of Columba livia (rock pigeon), 640 nucleotides long. RefSeq lists its product as uncharacterized. Lineage: Eukaryota; Metazoa; Chordata; Aves; Columbiformes; Columbidae. The record is from RefSeq and is a predicted model, not a curated record. The annotation marks the transcript as partial. The transcript has a single exon.
CAGGUCAAUGGAGGGGUUUGCUUUAGUUGAUGAGAACUGGGUUAGGGAGCAAUUAAAUAGUCUGGACAUCCAUAAAUCCAUGGGUCCAGAUGGGAUGCAUCCGCGGGUGCUGAGGGAGCUGGCUGAAGUCAUUGUUGGACCGCUCUCCAUCAUCUUUGCCAAGUCUUGGGAAACGGGGGAGGUGCCCGAGGAUUGGAGAAAAGCAAAUGUCACUCCAGUCUUCAAAAAGGGCAAGAAGGAGGACCCGGGUAAUUAUAGACUGGUCAGCCUCACCUCUGUCCCUGGGAAAGUAAUGGAACAGCUUAUCCUUGGUGCCAUCUCGAGGCAUAUCAAGGAUAAGAGGGUUAUUAGGGGCAGUCAGCAUGGCUUUACCAAGGGUAAGUCAUGCUUGACCAACCUCAUAGCCUUUUAUGAGAAUGUAACAAGGUGGAUGGAUGAUGGCAGAGUGGUGGAUGUGGUCUACUUUGACUUCAGUAAAGCCUUUGACACAGUCUCCCACAGCAUCCUCACAGCUAAGUUGAGGAGGUGUGGUCUAGACAAUAGAGUAGUGAGGUGGGUUGCAAACUGGCUUAAGGAGAGAAGCCAGAGAGUGGUAGUCAAUGGUGCGGAGUCCAGUUGGAGGCCAGUAUCUAGUGGAGUG